Molecule: messenger RNA, 312 nt
Organism: Paramecium tetraurelia
Lineage: Eukaryota; Ciliophora; Oligohymenophorea; Peniculida; Parameciidae
Exons: 1
Source: RefSeq, a predicted model, not a curated record
AUGAAAACUAAUUUGCUUUUUGUUGUUCUUUUAUCCGUACUAAUCAUUCCAAUUUCAAGCUAAAGAUAAUGUAGAUCAAGUUCGGAAUGCGCAACUGGAUUUUGUUGUGCCUUUACUUAUGUUACUUCAGUUGGUGUUGAUUAAAAAAUAGUCUAUUAGACAUGCAGAAACUAGACAGUUGUCAACAACUUUAAAAAUGAGUUACAUGUUCAGAGUUUAUUAAUUCCUUAAGCACCUGGUAAUUAUCAAAUGGUAUUUGAAUUAACAUACUGCAUAACAGCUAACUCAACAUCUAAUAUUUUGGGAUAUUGA